Messenger RNA from Talaromyces stipitatus ATCC 10500, 1560 nucleotides. RefSeq lists its product as uncharacterized. Gene Ontology annotation, biological process: transmembrane transport. Lineage: Eukaryota; Fungi; Ascomycota; Eurotiomycetes; Eurotiales; Trichocomaceae. The record is from RefSeq and is a predicted model, not a curated record. Bases 1 to 1560 code for a protein of 519 amino acids. The transcript has 3 exons. Gene Ontology annotation, molecular function: transmembrane transporter activity.
AUGGAACUCGAUCACCAUGCUAUCGACACUCCCUCGGAGAAUAGUACUUCUGCAAGCAAGACUCCUGAAGAGGUAAAGCGGUCAGUGACAGGAUUCCGCUGGCUACUCGUCUGCAUUGCCAUCUUCUCGGCAAAUCUGCUUUAUGGUCUGGACAAUACGGUCGUUGGCGAUAUUCAGGGUGCAAUAGCAGACACCUUCGACGACUAUACUCAGCUCGGUUGGCUGGGAGUUGGUUUCACUUUGGGGUCUGUUGUUUUCAUUCUACCACUCGGAAAGGCGUAUGCAAUUUUUGAUACGAAAUGGACGUUCAUCGGCUGUUUGACAAUGUUUGCGGCGGGCAGUACAUUGUGUGGUGCCUCUCCAAAUAUGAUAGCCAUGAUAUUUGGUCGAGUUUGGGCAGGUGCGGGUGGUGCUGGAAUGUAUCUUGGAAAUCUUAACCUCAUUACGACCCUAACGACACCCCAAGAGCAACCCAGAUACAACAGUUUGAGCUUCUAUCUGAAUUUGGUAAUUUUCGGCGUGAUGAGUCCAAUCUACCUGUUCCUCUUGCCGUCGGUACCACGCCAGUCAGAGAGGAAACCGCUGACGAAACUGCUCGAAUUAGACUGGGUUGGUAUAUUCUUCUCAGCCGGGAUGCAAGUCUCGUUUAUCCUAUUCCUGACCUUUGGAGGUACGCAAUGGUCUUGGGGAGAUGGCGGCAAUGUUGCGCUAUACGUCGUCUUUGGGUUCAUGUUAGUCGCGUUCAUACUUUCGCAGUACUACCAUCCUUUCACACCUCGGAACAAUCGUCUCUUCCCAGCAGAAUUUCUUCAUGACCAUACCAUGAUAAUUCUCUACGUACUCAUAGCCUGCGGUGGCGCGUCACUGUUUGUGGCCGUCUAUUAUAUCCCGCUGUAUUUCCAAUUUGUGCAUGGUGAGAACGGAGUUAUGUCUGCGGUUCGUCUCUUAUCAUUUAUAUGUUUCUACGUUGCAACCAUUCUGUCCUGCGGGUUCUUCAUGCCUAAGACUGGAUACUGGAUGGUAUGGUACCUGGUCAGUGGUAUAUUUAUCCUAGUGGGAGCCGUGCUCAUGUACACUGUCCAUUUUGAGACAGAGACAGCAAAUAUAUAUGGCUUCUCCAUUGUUUUGGGACUCGGGAUGGCCACGACGCAAGCCGGAUAUGCUGUUGGCCCUACACUUGUCUCCCCUGACCGUGUCGCUGAGUGUAUACAAUUCCUCAACUAUGGCCAGGGCCAGAGCCAAUUGCUAGGACUGGCAAUUGCAAGCGCUAUCUUUCAGAGUCUCACAUCUAAUGGACUCCUGAGUCUAUUAGAACCACACGGUUAUGCUGAAUCUGAUAUUCUUAGUGCGAUUGCCGGAGCUCAGAGCGGUUUCCUUCAAACGCUUCCUUCGGAUCUUCGUACACGAGCCCUUGAGGUGAUCGUGCAUAGCAUUGAUUCAAUCUACAUAAUGGUAAUUGCAGCUGGUGCACUCUAUAUUGUUGCAUCAUGCUGCCUGAUUCCGCAGAAGAGCUUCAGGAGCAGACCGGGGAAGGAGAAGUUAACCGUGGUGGUUGCUUAA